Molecule: messenger RNA, 1793 nt
Organism: Galeopterus variegatus (Sunda flying lemur)
Lineage: Eukaryota; Metazoa; Chordata; Mammalia; Dermoptera; Cynocephalidae
Gene: MFAP1
Product: microfibrillar-associated protein 1
Exons: 8
Coding region: 164-1291 (375 amino acids)
Biological process (GO): mRNA splicing, via spliceosome
Cellular component (GO): U2-type spliceosomal complex
Molecular function (GO): RNA binding
Source: RefSeq, a predicted model, not a curated record
ACACAUUUCCUGUUUAUCUAGCUCAGCCGUAAGUAGUUUCCAUUAGUCGCGCUGCAGUGUCCGGUGGAUGUAGGUGAGGGAAAGUUUUUCUGUUCGUUGUUGCAGUUGGCGUUCAUUGUUUGGAAUAAGUCAAGUUUCGGGAAUCACCGCUGCUGCCGCCAACAUGUCGGUCCCAAGCUCACUCAUGAAACAACCGCCCAUCCAGUCUACGGCUGGGGCCGUCCCGGUUCGCAAUGAGAAAGGUGAGAUUUCAAUGGAGAAAGUGAAGGUGAAACGUUAUGUGUCUGGAAAGAGGCCAGACUAUGCCCCUAUGGAGUCCUCAGAUGAGGAGGAUGAAGAAUUUCAGUUCAUUAAGAAAGCCAAAGAACAAGAAGCAGAGCCUGAGGAACAGGAAGAGGAUUCAUCUAGCGACCCCCGGCUGCGGCGUUUACAGAACCGUAUCAGUGAAGAUGUGGAAGAGAGAUUGGCUCGACAUCGGAAAAUAGUGGAACCUGAAGUAGUAGGAGAAAGUGACUCAGAAGUAGAAGGAGAUGCUUGGCGCAUGGAACGAGAAGAUAGCAGUGAAGAAGAAGAGGAAGAAAUUGAUGAUGAGGACCGGGUGACAGUUCAAGAACGUGAGGCUGAGGCAUUGAAACAGAAGGAGCUGGAGCAGGAAGCAAAACGCAUGGCUGAGGAGAGGCGCAAAUACACGCUUAAGAUUGUAGAAGAGGAGACCAAGAAAGAGCUGGAGGAGAACAAGCGAUCCCUGGCUGCACUGGAUGCACUCAAUACUGAUGAUGAAAAUGAUGAAGAGGAAUAUGAGGCAUGGAAAGUUCGAGAGCUAAAAAGAAUCAAGAGGGACAGAGAAGAUCGAGAAGCACUUGAGAAGGAGAAAGCAGAAAUUGAACGCAUGCGAAACCUGACUGAGGAAGAGAGGAGAGCUGAGCUUCGAGCAAAUGGCAAAGUCAUUACCAACAAAGCUGUUAAGGGCAAAUAUAAGUUCUUACAGAAGUAUUAUCACCGGGGUGCCUUCUUCAUGGAUGAGGAUGAAGAAGUAUACAAGAGAGAUUUCAGCGCACCUACCCUGGAGGAUCAUUUCAACAAGACCAUUCUUCCUAAAGUCAUGCAGGUCAAGAACUUCGGACGCUCUGGUCGGACCAAAUACACCCACCUUGUGGAUCAAGACACUACGUCCUUCGACUCAGCAUGGGGCCAAGAGAGUGCCCAGAACACCAAGUUCUUUAAGCAGAAGGCAGCUGGGGUACGAGAUGUAUUUGAGCGACCAUCUGCCAAGAAGCGGAAAACUACCUAGGGUCCAACUACUUAUUCCUCCAGCUGUGGGACAAAAGAGGAAGUCUCAGCAUCUUUUCCUUGAUUGGCUUUUACCAUUAUUUUUACAUGGCUCCAGUUUUCAGCCUAUUGGACCUACUGCCAUACUUGUGACACUGGGUUCCCCAGUCUUUGGAGGUGCUUUGUGGUUUGGACUCAGACUGAGAAACCCACAGAAAAGCACUAUCCAAGUAGGAUUAGAGGCUUCCCACUUAAAACUAUUUCUGAGAAAUCUUAGGUUUCAUCACUACUGUGGCUUCCCAUAUUUAUUUGGGACUGUUCUGAGCUUGGGUCAGAAAUGUGGGCAUGUAAGUAGCCAAUGCAUUAUUACUUCUACCUUAGGGUUACAAGUAAUAUACCAAGAAAUCUAAGCUCAUUGAAACCUGUUCUGCAUUUUUGGUUGGAGUCCGUUUUUCUAGGUGAACAUUCUUUUUGAUUCAUUAUGUAUGCAAGUCAAGAAAUAAAAGAAUCACACACCAAGAGGA